AUGAGUGUGCGCUCGCUGCCUCGUCGCUCCCCCACAUCUCUGGAGGCUAUUGCCGCCAGCGAACAACGGAUGACCUCGCUGCUCGGCCGUCUCAACUUGGGGACGGAUUCAGAAGAAUCCAACAGUAAGGAUCUCAACAGCAAAGUCGACCCUGCUGUCAAGUCUGAACCCUCUGCGGAUGACCUUAAUGAGCUCUCCGGCUCGGACGAUGAGAAGAUGACCCGUCAAAGCCACAGCCACGAGUCGGACAGUGGUCUGGGAACCUCGGUCAGUAGUGUCGAGAGUGUCUCUUCAGAUAAGAGCGAAGUGAAUGCAAAAGUGAAUGCCGUCGCGGGCACCACAGCAGCAACCUUCGACAAGCGCCAGCUGGGAUUGAAUGCCUGCAAGCAGAUCGAGAAGUUCAUUCUGGUCCCUAUUCUGAAGGAAUCUCGAUUGAAGCCAUUCCAUCCGCUGGUCCAGAGUGUGCCGCAACGCAUUGUGAAUAAACAGAUUGUCUGCCUUCGCGAUCUGGAAAAAACCUUAUUGUGGUUGGCGCCGAAAUCUGCUCCUACUCGACUUUCUUAUCUCAACUUUUGCGAAUUCACGAUCCAGUGUCUUCACACCUCGGCCUCGCACCUUAACGCGCGCGACCAACGUCUUCCUGCCGACCGCCCAUACACUAACGGCUACUUCCUCGAUCUUGUUUCCCAGGUUCGACGCUCCGCGGCCAUGAUUCGUGAGUCCCGCGAGCGGAUUGAAGCCGCUCAGGCGGCCAAGUCUGCCGAUGGAAAGAACGAAAAGGCCACUGAGCCCACCGUUACCGGAACCCUCAAGCUCGAAGGCGGCUUGUCGAAGACCGGAAAACCUGCCGAGCUGGUCCUUGUGCAGGAGGAUGGCAAGCCCAUCUCGAUGCGCACUGGGGAGGCCUACGAGGCGGAUCUCACCAGCCCUGUUUUCAAGCGCAUGAUGAGCUUCGAUGAGUCUGUUGAUGAGGGUGUGCAGCGUUCCAUGGCUCGCCGCAAGAAGAACGCUCCGCCCAUGGACAUCAACCAGAAGUGCAGUCAUUGCGACAAGGUCUUCAAGCGCCCCUGCGACUUGACCAAGCAUGAGAAGACUCACUCGCGCCCAUGGAAGUGCACGCAGUCAUCUUGCAAGUACUUCCAGGUUGGCUGGCCGACCGAGAAGGAGCGUGACCGUCAUAUCAAUGACAAGCACUCCAACACUCCUGCGUUGUUCACCUGCAGCUUCAAGCCCUGCACCUAUGCCUCCAAGCGUGAGAGCAAUUGCAAGCAACACAUGGAGAAGGCCCACGGCUGGGUCUACGUUCGCUCCAAGAACAAUGCCCGUGGUCACCAUGUCAAGCGCGGCUCGUCGUCCAUCCAGGCCACCCCGCAGACCCCCAGCGUGUCGACUCCGGGCUCGAAGCCGACCGACUUCUCCACCCCGACCAGUGGCCCUAGCCCAUCUCCUCUGGAGUCGAACAUGGGCUUUGCGGACAACUCCAACUUCAACUUCAAUGACCCUCCUGCACCCCCCUGCAGUGAUGAUUUCCCUCUGUUCCUGGAGAACUCGCCUUACCAUGCCUCCUCUGCGGGACUGAGCAACGAUGUCGACCCGCCGUUUGGGUCUUCGAUGAAUCUCGACGCUUUUCAGGCCCAGUUCGGAGCCGGCGACCCGAAUGGUCUGAUUUCGUCUCUGGAGAUGCACCGCCAGUCCAUGAACACCAUGUCCGUCCCUUCCGCAGAUUCGGUCCCGGACUUGAUGGGCCCCGUGUCCUUUGAUGGCUCUCCGCUCGCCUCCACCGAGAACGCGAGUCUGAACUUUGAUCUGGAAUGGAGCCAGCUGGACAUGCAGAACCUCGGCGAGGACUACACUGCGAUGCAGAUGCAGCUACCCCCUGCCGGCAACGCGAUGGAUGCUGUGGCCAUGAAGGCUUACACGCGCGACAUUCCUUUGAUGGGCGAUGCCACGGACUUUUCCUACAAGCUGUCUGGCCUGUCCCCCCAUGCGCAGGGCAACCCGAUGCUGUACUCUCCUCACUCGGGUCAGGUCGAGGAGCGUCUGUCUGACCGCUAUGACUACAACAACCAGCACCAGCUGGGCAACGACUUCACCCUGUACGAGCAGAAUGCGCAGAUGAACCAGGCUGCGACCACCAACGCCAUGAUGCCGACCACCACUCCCCACCAGCCUGCGGGCCAAUACAACCAGAACCACGGCAUGUUUCCCCCGCUGGAUCGCGAGCAGGCCCUGCACGGCAUCCAGACCUGGGCGGACCAGCAGCAGCAGCACGGCGCGGCUCAGGGAUCGCGCAUGCCCUCUGACAUGGACCUGGACUUCAUGGGUUAG
Molecule: messenger RNA, 2328 nt
Organism: Penicillium riverlandense
Lineage: Eukaryota; Fungi; Ascomycota; Eurotiomycetes; Eurotiales; Aspergillaceae
Gene: ace1
Product: putative C2H2 transcription factor (Ace1)
Exons: 4
Coding region: 1-2328 (775 amino acids)
Source: RefSeq, a predicted model, not a curated record